UACACAAUCUAUCUGCUCUAUUUUCAUAGUAAAUUAUCAACAUUUAGGGGAUAAAAUCAUGGAUGUAUUAGAUUCAGAACUUGACUCGUUUGUGCACAGAUAUUUGAUCCAACGUAAUUUGGUAAAGCUUGCAAAGCAGUUCGGUGAUGAAUCAAAAUCUAAGCCCGCUGAUGUCAAAAAAGCAACUGUUACAGAUUUUUAUCAAACAUGGAUUGAUAAAAGACGGGGCGUUGUAUCUGAAUCUAAAUUGUCACCGGCUCCAAAGCAAACUAAGACAAAGAUUAAAAAGUCUAAUGCAGUACCAGCUAAUAAGAGUAGUGACUCAACAUCAAAAUCUAAUAAUUCUGCUGCUAAACAAAAUGUCAAUGGAAAUAAAUCUUCAUCAAGCUCUGAAGAAUCCUCAUCAGAUGAUGAAGAAGAAGAAAAAGUUGAUGUAAUAAAAGACAAAACUGUAUCUAACGGCAAAGCUUCUAAUGCUAAAGAUUCUUCGAGUUCUGAAGAAUCCAGCUCCGGCGAUUCUUCAUCUGAUGAAGAAGAGGAUGCAAAGAAAGCUGUUGCGAAAGAAUCUGUUGCACAAUUGGAAAAUAAUGUAGAUUUAAAGACUAAUAUAUCAACUGCGAAACAAAAUCACGAUAAUGGAAAAUCUUCAUCCAGCUCUGAAGAAUCUUCAUCAGAGGAAGAAGAAGAAAAAGUUGAUACCAAAGAUUCAAAAGCUGUAUUAACUACCAAAGCUGAUGAUUCAUCUUCAAGCUCGGAGGAAUCUAGUUCUGAAGAUGAAGAAGACAGUGCUCCUCCGAAGAAGAUAGCUAAGAUAGAUGCAGAUAUUGUAACGAAAUUGAAUAGCUCUGCAUCAAAAAAGAAAAUGGCAAAACAGGAAUCCUCCUCAUCAAGCUCAGAAGAAUCUUCUGAGGAAGAGGACGAUUCAUCAAAAAAAGUCACAAAAAAGGAUGUCAAUAAUAAUAAUAAAACUGCUGAAUUGAAACAGGUUAUGCCUGCGGACUCUUAUUUUAACGGGACCCCAAAAACCCCACUCCAAAACAAUAUAAAUACUUCGAAGUCGAGCGGUAAAAAAUCUAAUAAAUCGACUCCUAACACACCAUUUAGGAGAGUUAAGGAUGAAGAUUUUGAAAUUGAUCAUAAAUUUUCAGAUAAUUCAUUUGGCUCUAAAAGAGAUUCAUGGGGUGAGGCAGCUCAUAAUAUCCUUAAACAUACAAAGGGUAAAAGCUUUCGACGAGAGAAAACUAAAAUGAAACGUGGACAUUAUAGAGGAGGUUCGAUCAACAUGGAAGUUUGUUCGAUACAAUUUGACAGCGAUUGAUGUAUUCGUUUCCAGAAGAAUUGCUUUGCCUUUGAAUAAUAAUUGUGGUGAUUUUAAAGAUUGGAUAUACACAUAUCGAUUUGUGUGGUGCUCUUGGAUUUCGAACAGACCUCGCUUCCUAUAUGUGUCCAUUAUCACAUUCCAGUCUCAGUUUUAUUUUUAUUUUUAAAUUGCCCAAAUCAGGCUCUAACCAAACUCUGCCUAGAUGUCAUAAAACUAAUAAGAAUUAUGGAUUUUUGUUGGAAGUAUUCAAAAAGGAGAAAACUUGUUUAUUGAAAUAGAUAAGCAAUGAUUUUUUUCUGGUCGAAUAUAUUUCAUUUUUAUUCAAAUGCCACUUCUUUAAUUAUGGAAACGAGCCCUUGCUUUCUAUGGUGCACUUGUAUCUUUGCAAUCUUUAUUUGGUGGAAAUUUACUGCAGACACUGUUAUGUAUUCUGUAAGGCUAUCAACUUGAAUUGUAAUUAUUAUUUGUUAGAAUACCGGACAUAAAAUAUGAUGGUUGCCAAUUGCCAUGCAUUUAUAGAUAUUCUGGUUCUUAUAGGAUAGCAUCUAUGAACUAUUGAUAGACAGUUUACAGGCAUUGAAAUAAAUUGUGAAUGGUUUCGUUAAUGUUUUAUCAUGAGUACCAAUUUUAUUUGGUGAUGUGUGUUAUUUAUGGUUGUGCAGCUUCUCGUUGGUAAAAUCCAGGGCUGAGGAGAUGCUUUCAAAUUACAAUGGCGCCAGCUCAGAAGUCACAGCAUAUACAAACUGAGGCCUCAGCUGUAAACCAGUGCUUAAUUAUUUUGCUCCUGGCUUCAUGGCCAUAACGAAAGAAACACUAGCCCAAAUGCAGUUUUGGAUUAGUGGAACUAAAAGAAUCUUGAAAAAUGCUGUCUGCCAUUUUUAUGUCAUCUUGUCUAGUUGUCAUAUUCGUCAGUAUCUUGAAAAUGCUAACAAAUUAAAAUGUGUUUUGAUUUCGAGAUUUGAAAAAAUAUGUCUGUUUUCUAGAAUAAAAAUGAUGUAACAAAUCUUGAUAGAAUUUGGUUUUAGUUGAAGUAAUUUUCACAUACAGGAUAUUCAUAAAGUUCUAAAAUUGCGAAUGGAAUUUAUUGAUUUCAUUUUCAUGUAUAGUUUAUUGGUCUCUAUAGGUUUAUCCAAUGGAUAAAAAAAACUUUAUUAAUCACUGA
Molecule: messenger RNA, 2483 nt
Organism: Styela clava
Lineage: Eukaryota; Metazoa; Chordata; Ascidiacea; Stolidobranchia; Styelidae
Cellular component (GO): nucleolus; nucleoplasm
Molecular function (GO): protein binding
Source: RefSeq, a predicted model, not a curated record